Oncorhynchus mykiss (rainbow trout) is the source of this 1651-nucleotide messenger RNA. The record is from RefSeq and is a predicted model, not a curated record. NCBI's taxonomy places the organism in Eukaryota, Metazoa, Chordata, Actinopteri, Salmoniformes, Salmonidae.
GUAAAUCACGUGAUGGUGACUAAACGACUGUUUGGCUGUUGACUUUCAUUUUCAUCUUUGCAACUUCCUCAAAAAUGGACGCCAAAAAGCAGAAGAAGGCAGAAGAACUUCUAUUGGCUGAAGAAAGUUUUAGGACAAAUGCCUUCAGAAUCAUCAAUAUAAUGAUUGAACUAUGCAAAGACAAGCCUGGCUGUAGGGUGCAUGUGGAUGAGAUUCUCCACAGCAUCUUCUUCUUAGGUUUCAUUCAUAGACCCCAACAAUGCACCCCCAACGAUAUCCUUGGUGAACUUAGGCCUAAAGUGGAGGAGAUUUUCCCGAGACCAUUUGUGAAUUACACAAGUAAACUGCCAAAACGGACUCCGUUCUCCUCUGUGCUGGAUAUGGUGGUCUCCUUGCUUGGACCAGACAGAGAGAUCAAUAUACUGGAGAGACUGAAGGAAAUCGCCAAUGUCAUGUCAGAAUCCAAGAGUACAUACCAGUUUACCUCCUCAACCAUCUGUGUCUCUCGAAGGAAUGAUGUUGAAAGAAGUUACUAUGGAGUGUCCAUGUCCUGCAAAGGGAAGCAAGAAGGACAGAUCAUGGUUGCUGUGUCCUGUCUGAGUACCUGGCACAGCGGUGUAUCCAAUGCCGUGAUGACAUACGACCCAAUCAGCAAGAUGAAGAGAGUGAACUUCGACCACACCUUCAAUCUACCAAAGAAUUUCAGGUGCCAGGCUUUCAAUGUGAAGUCUGGGGCCAAGAUGUAUCCUUGCAAAUCAUGUCAUAAUCUGUUUGGCCUUGAGACAAGAGAAACAGAAACGCAGAUAUGGCCCUACGGGAACUGCGCCGAGGCAGAGAGCUUGAGCAAACUGUUCGAUGGAGAGGGAUUUGAUGCUAGUAGAGUAGUAGAUCACAAGGUGCGAAGGCAGGUGGAAGAGUUGGUAAACGCUGACCUGCAAACAAAACUCGAGUCUAUUGGAUAUGAAUGGGAUGGUGACUAUUACAUUCCACUGUACAUUGAAACAUUGCCAAAGCAGUGAACCACUCUGUGCAUGUAGUAUACAGUAUAACUGCUAGGCUAUAGCUAUCGGCUCUUAUCAAUGACAUCUGUGAAGUAGAUGGUUAUUUUAGUGGGGGACUUUGAGAACUUACAGUCAACAAAAUAAAAGUUAGAUAGUCAGGCCCCCAUUGAUCUUGUUAUAAUGUUUUAGCAUAAGAAUACAGCUUUAGCCUUGUAAAAUGCAGGUAUUUGCAGGAAAUGUGCUUAAAAACGACAAAAAAUUGCUCUCAGUUCCAUGGCAAAAUGUAUAGAAUGGCAGGAAAUUAGCUUUCAAAUAAAAUGUUCUCUACACCAACCCAUAUGGUGGGUUGUGACUCAAAAGUCACCUCCAUUUGUGUUUCACAAAGCCAAAAAGUUUGGAAAUCCCUGGUUGGAAACCUCGAUGGAGAUACUGUAUUAUUCAUCAUUUGUAUGCUGUAUUUAAUUGAAUACUCUAGACAAAGAAUUUUACAUUAAACGUGUAUUUUUUUAAAUUGAUUUUAAACUUUACUUCUACUGUAAGCAUUGAUGCACAUCUUACUCAUCUGUAACAAAUUACCAAUACUUUAACCGUUGGUGUGAAUUAAUGUCUGGGUUGACUAACAUGUGAGGAAUAAAGGAGACUAUGAUAAA